UUUACAUCGACGGACGGAAUCACUUCCCGGAAGCAACUCACCCACAUUCUCCGACCCCCAUCUCUCUCCUGCUGUCUCUCUAGCUCUAAGUAUGGGUCGUAUUGAUGAGGACCAGCAUAUGCCUGAUGAAAAGCCGGAACAAAAUCAUUACAGCAAGGAAGCUUUUCCUGAUAGUGAGCUCUGGACAGAUGGACUCUUAUGCGCUUUUGAAUAUGUCAAAGGAAAGAGUAGGCCAGUUAGGCCAAGAUCAAACAAAAAAACCCACUCAACUCAUCAAGCGAACAGUCGUAACAUGAAGAACCAGGUGUCUUCAGGGACUGAUGCAUCUCUUCAAGAGCAGUAUGAUGGUUAUUUAUCAGAACCCACUUCUCUAACAGAAAGAAGGGGUGACAAUAUUUUCCAAACCCACAAGGUAGAAAAUUUUGAUGGGAGUCAUUGGGUCCCAAUUGGUUGGGCUAGAAUAUCUGAACUUGUUGGAACAGUGCAAAACAAUGCUGAAUGGGUCUCGCAGCAGUUUGAUUUUAUGGAUGAUGAAGAUGACCGUACAAUUGCAGAUCUAGCAGCUCCCUAUUGGGAGAAGCCAGCAGGGCCUGUAUGGUGGUGUCAUGUUGCUGCAAGCCAUCCACACAUUAGUGUGUGGCUUAAUAAUGCUUCAUGGUUACAUCCUGCUGUAAGUAUUGCUUUGAGAGAUGAAAGCCGUCUGAUAAGCGAGAGGAUGAAACACCUUUUAUAUGAGGUGCCAGUUAGAGUUGCUGGUGGUCUGCUGUUUGAACUGUUGGGUCAGUCAGUUGGUGAUCCGUAUAAAGAUGAGGAUGAUGUCCCAGUUGUCCUACGUUCGUGGCAAGCACGGAAUUUUCUAAUAACUGCACUGCACCAGAAAGGAGAUACAUCAAGCUUAAAUGUCUUGGGUGUCAUAGAAGUUCAGGAACUGCUUUUUGCUGGUGGUAAUAAUAUACCCCGAACAAUACAUGAAGUUAUAGCACUUUUAGUCAGCCGGCUUGCACGGUGGGAUGACAGAUUAUUUCGGAAGUCUAUAUUUGGGGAGGCUGAUGAAGUGGAACUGAAGUUCAUUAACAGGAGAAACAAUGAAGAUUUGAACCUUUUCCUUGUAAUCCUCAACCAAGAGAUCAGAAGGUUAUCACAACAGGUUAUUCGAGUCAAGUGGUCACUGCAUGCGAGGGAAGAAAUAGUGUUUGAACUUCUCCAACAUUUGAGGGGAAAUGCAGCUAAAAUGUUGCUCGAGGGAACAAGAAAGAGUACAAGGGAAAUGCUUGAGGAGCAAGAAGCAGUUCGUGGUCGCAUAUUUACAGUUCAAGACGUGAUGCAGGGUACAAAACGAGCAUGGUUGCAGGAUAAAAGCACGAGAGUAACACAUAAUAUAGCCGUCGUUGGUGGGUGUGGCCUUAUUCUCUCUAUCAUCACCGGAUUGUUUGGGAUCAACGUUGAUGGAAUCCCUGGAGCCACGAACACGCCUUAUGCAUUUGGUCUGUUUUCAGGCAUCCUCUUGUUCAUCGGAAUUGUAUUAAUUGCAGUAGGUUUGCUCUACUUUGGACUCAAAAAACCAAUCACCGAAGAGCAGGUUGAAGUGCGGAAACUGGAGCUGCAAGAGCUCGUCAACAUGUUUCAACACGAAGCCGAGACUCACGCUCAGGUUCGUAAACAUGGUUCUCGGAACAAACCGACCCUCACUUCCGGGGACCGAUUCCUACAUGAUGCAAACUAUGUUGUCAUUGAUUAGGCCUACAUGGAUAAUUAAUAAAGAAAUGAUCUAAAAAUAUUGUUUGCAUCAAGUAUGGUAUGGUUUUAUGUCAAAAACCAAACUAAAAAUACCACAGGAAAAUGUAUAGCUUGAUUGAUACUUGUAGAGAUGAGACAAAUUAAUAAUACAAUUUUG
Cynara cardunculus var. scolymus (artichoke) is the source of this 1894-nucleotide messenger RNA. RefSeq lists its product as uncharacterized. Gene Ontology annotation, cellular component: membrane. Gene Ontology annotation, biological process: metal ion transport; transmembrane transport. NCBI's taxonomy places the organism in Eukaryota, Viridiplantae, Streptophyta, Magnoliopsida, Asterales, Asteraceae. The record is from RefSeq and is a predicted model, not a curated record. The transcript has 8 exons. Gene Ontology annotation, molecular function: metal ion transmembrane transporter activity. Bases 92 to 1738 code for a protein of 548 amino acids.